CCUGGCUUCACUAGGAAACCUUCAAGUCAUUCAUGACCAUGAAGAAAAUAUGGGGACUCUUCAUGCUGAUUUGUGCUUUUGUAUCUGGAGAACCAACACCUUCUCCCAAUGAUUUGACCACCAGCACUAGUGAUCCAACACUUCCUCCCAAUGGUUUGACCACCAGCACUAGUGAUCCAACACUUCCUCCCGAUGAUUUGACCACCAGCACUAGUGAUCCAACACUUCCUCCCGAUGAUUUGACCACCAGCACUAGUGAUCCAACACUUCCUCCCGAUGAUUUGACCACCAGCACUGCAGCAUCUGAACAAGAAGGCACCGCCGGCACUGAUGACGAUGUAUUUCCACAGACGACUCCUACAAGUGCACCUUCUGAACAAGGGAGUUCCACCAGCACAGAUGACAGUACCGCUUCUCAGACUGCUCCUACAACUAAGACAACUGAUGGUCAUCGUCGUGGGUUUGCUAACAAAAUUGGAAAAGUCAUAAAGUCGUUUUGUACUCUGAACUCUAAAUGGAUUAGAGCACUUUUGGGCAACAAAAAUAAUGUCCCACCACUUCCUAUCUGCAAGGGGUACAUAGGAAAACAUUACAAGCGAAUCAAGAGAAUAUACUGGUAACCUGACAUUCCAGCCGCAUAUCAUCACAUGUCAUCAUCCCAGUAUUUGGAAGAAAUAAA
This is a messenger RNA of Rhineura floridana, 679 nucleotides long. RefSeq lists its product as uncharacterized. The transcript is spliced from 8 exons. The coding region runs from base 33 to 620 and encodes 195 amino acids. The record is from RefSeq and is a predicted model, not a curated record. Lineage: Eukaryota; Metazoa; Chordata; Lepidosauria; Squamata; Rhineuridae.